Anopheles stephensi (Asian malaria mosquito) is the source of this 5025-nucleotide messenger RNA. RefSeq names its product WAS/WASL-interacting protein family member 2-like. The transcript has 11 exons. NCBI's taxonomy places the organism in Eukaryota, Metazoa, Arthropoda, Insecta, Diptera, Culicidae. Bases 974 to 3100 code for a protein of 708 amino acids. The record is from RefSeq and is a predicted model, not a curated record. Gene Ontology annotation, molecular function: actin binding.
AAUCAUACGUACGAACGAAAUACCAAGUUGUGUGGUACGGGAGGAGAAAAAAAUCUCCACAGGCUGGCAAAGGCGCUUGCCAGCAGCUUUCCGUCAACAUCGUCGUCAAUACUGGCUUGUGUUCGGGUCCGUGGCAAUAUUUUACCGUGAUUCCGUGAACCGUACAUGUUUUUUCUUCUGUUUGCUGCUCGGUACGACUAGUGUGCGAAGCGUGCAUAUGUGGCCACAUCCGAAAAGUGCGUGAAACAAAAUAUAAACCCCUGGUGGUGUUUCGCAGGCUAAAAAUCUCUCUCUCUUCGCCCCGAGAUAGUGAAAAAUGUGAGCAAACAAGGGGUGUUCAACAUAUGCAACGGCCCAAAGCGAGUGUUCGGAAUGUGGUGUAAAAGUGUUGGAAACCCGUCGAUUAUGCUAAGGAUGUGCAGUGAUGAGAUGAGAUAAGCGAUCAACCCAAGCUAAAAAUCAGUGAGCAAGAAGCUUAUCAAUCAAAGUGAAGAAUAUACGUGUGUGUGUGUUCCGACGAUAAGGGUCGGCGAUAAAUCGACAAGAAAUCGGAUUUGUGCCCGUCAUCUAGUGGAAGGCACACGUUGGCAGGUGUAAAAGUGUGUGCCACACCGGGGAAUAAUAGAUGCAGCAUCCGAAUGAGUUUGUGAGAAAGUAAACUUUCUUCGCAACAACGCAUCGUAGCAAGGCAGUGAGUUGAAAGUGAGACAUCUCCUACCGCAAGUGAUCAACACCGGGAGGACGCAUCCGGACCACGGUGCACGUGCCGUUGUUAUUCAACGUUUGUAAUCGAUUGUACGGUUUGCUAAAGCUGACGGCGCCGUCGCGCAGCCGAAUCGGUGACACCGUACGGACCGAUUCCGAGCGGAUCGUGUUGCGGAAAGCAACGGAAACCAGCACGACGGCGGCGGCAACAAGCGUUGUACCUGCGGUGCCAGCGAGGAGCAAGGCCAAACCAGGCGCUUCCUGAAAAAUGCCUCCGCCGCCGCCGCCUGGGCCGCCACCUCCUCCAGGGCCACCGCCACCGCCGGCCCUGAAGCUUGGUGGUGGUGGUGGUGCACCGUCGGCCGAUGGGCGGAACGCUCUGCUCCUUUCGAUCCAGAAGGGUACCAAGCUCAAGAAGACGGUUACGGUGGACAAGAGUGCACCGGCAAUUCAGGGCAAGGUCGCUUCCGAUGGAGCAGCGGUGCCGGGCAGAGCGAACAACCGUGCUCCGGGUCGGCCAACGGCAGGUGAUGAUGGUGGUCCAGCAGCACCAACCGGACCGGGGCAGCCGAAGCUGGGCGGACUGUUUGAGGGUUUGUCAUCGAUGCCGAAAUUAAAACCGGUCGGCAGUCGGACGCCCACCGGAACAGCAAACGCAUCCGCGGCGGGAUUGCAGCAGCAAAACAAAACACCUUCGCCGGAAGCCUCCAAGGGCUCCCCGAUCAACAAUGGACGGGUGGGGAAUGGUGGCGGUGGUACCGCCGCGCCACUUGACUUCUCGGACGAGCUCGCGCAAAAGUUAACGCUCAAAAAACAGAAACAGCAGCAGGGCAGCAGUAGCAGCAACACAUCCUCGUCGGCCAUCAAUCCACCGCCUCCCACAGCGGUGCCGAACGAAACGAACCUGCGGCUAAACCGAGGACCACCACCGCAACCACCAACAUCGAUCCAACGGCCUUCCGGAGACAACGCGUCGUCAAAGGCGGCACCAGCAGCCUCCAGCCAGAAAAGCCAAGCACCUGCAACACCAAACCACCUGAACCACACGCUCAAGCUGGCAGCAUCGAAACCGUCGGCUACGAAUGGACCACUGUCCGCAGGCAGCAGCAGCAGCACCACUAGUCCCACUAUAAACGCAACCAGCGGCAGUGUACCGAUUCCGAAUCGAUCGGCCCUGUUCGGUAGCAACGCGACGACGACGCCGGUGACGAGUGUUUUGAUGGGCAAUGGUAGCGUACCGUCGGCAACAAUUCCGGUGGCACCGAAACCGGUACCAAAUUAUGGCAAACCAAAUCUAGCACCGAAACCGCCCGGUAUGCAGCUGGGCGGAACGGCCGGAGAUGGCGGAAGCACGACGCGCCCAACCGUGAGUCGACACCAGAGCAUGCGAAGUCCAAGGUCACCUCCGGUCUCGCAAACGGCACCGGUGUUUCCUGCCAAUCACUUCGGUACGAUGCGCGGACCACCCUCGUCAGCGGCCAUGUUCCAGUCGUCGGAAUCGAUCGUACGGCCAGUGCGGGAAGUAACGGGUCGCCCAUCUGCACCACCGCCAAAGCCACCAACGAUGAAACCACCGCCACCGCCACCGGUGCGGAGCGUCAGCAAUACGAACCUAACGCACCUGCCUCCAUCGCUUAGCCUGGCACCAUCGUCACUGAACACGACCGGCACCAGCUCACCGGCAACCGAACCAACCUCGUUCGGCUCGGUGAACAACGUGGCCUCGCUUACGCUGGCCGACGAACUGCGGGCAAAGGUAUCGAACGCCGCUAACCUGUCGGUGGCCGGUUCGUCCGCCAACUCCAUUUCCACCGGUAACUUGAGUGUGCUCGGUGGUGGGAACACCCUGACGAAAGGUGGCAGUUUGAAGACGACGGCGGCACCACCGCUACCACCCCAUCGGACGAGCCCGGCGCCACCGCCACCGGUUUCGGCGGCAAUACUGAACUCGGGUGAAGCGCCAGUACCGCCCCAACGAAUUUCGUCAAUCCGCAACUCGGCCGGUAGCGGUAGCUUACCGUCGACAGUGUCGGCCAGCAGCAACAGCAGUAACAGCAGCAGUAGUCACAAUCAGAGUCAUCAUAGUCAUCAAAGCAGCACCGUCAUAAUCACGAGCAGCAGCACCGCAGCGUCCACGGGCGGUGGCAGUCUUCAUCGUAAGGACACAUCGCUAACGUCGGUCAACAGCAGCAGCUCAUCGACUCAGGUGACCGGCACCAGUGCGAAGAUGCCGCUGCCGGAGAUAGACCUCGAGUCGAAGUACGCGCUCUACUUCCACAAGGUGACGGAAUUUCCGCAGCCGAUACCGUUCCUCAAUGUGCCGAAAAUCUAUCAAAGCGAACUGCGCCAGCAGCAACAGUCGGCGCAACAAGGGCAGCAACCGCAUCGGCAGUAGGGCGUGUGUGACCCGUGCGCGGUACGAACGAUCAACCUACAAGUGAUGGAUGUUGGAAUGCACACGACAAAUGCAGACAGAGCUGGAUGGCAAGUGCAUAUCCGGUAGAGGGGAAAAACAGUAUUUACCGGUAAUACGGACGUCGCAAUGCACAUACUUUCAUACACACACACGCACCACAUCUAUGUGGCAGGAGCAAAUUGACGUGAUUAUUAAGCUCAAUCAAUUAAUACGUAUAUACAUAUAUAUACACACACACACGCACCUAUAUAUCCAUAUACAUUACCAAUCGAUCGAGCGCCGAUGGAAAGCUGCUGCUGCUGUGAAGCUGUGAACGCGACCGAAGGGAAGACGUGUAAGGUAAACGUGAUUUAAAUAAUGCAUUAAACAAACAACACUUAACAGCGAGUGCGUUGGCCCCCUGGAAUAGAGAAAAAAAAACCAAUAACUUAACAACUCUACCGUACAGUGAACGUAGUGAAGUAGUCUAAAAUGGAGCAAUUAAAUUUGAGGAGAAAAAUCAUCAAAUCAUAUCAGGAAAGAGGCGGGGCAGCAGAGUAGCAAAAAACGCAGCAAAAAAGCAGACAUGAAUUAAAGGGAAUAUCUUAACUAAAGCUGCUCCAAUAACUCGGAACUAAACUACUACUUAAUAUACAAAUAGUUUCUUCAUUCGAUCGAUUCGUCGCAGUAGAGCAAAUAUUUUUCGAGGAUUACACAUUUCGAACACAGGCACACAAUAUUUCGAUCGAAUGCAACGAAGGGAGGGAAUUUAAGGGGGAAGCAAAGCGUAUGUAGCGUUUGUACAUAGAGAAACCGAUCGGGCGUUUGUUGAUGUUUUAGUUAAAAAGGGGUUCGUUUUUCUGUCCAAAUUUAAACAGGAUGUAGCUAUAGCAAUAUGUGUACGUGUGGAGGGAUUAUCGGAUUAUACCCACUACACCCAAAUCUUCACUGUUACAAGUUUUCGAUAGAUGAUCGUUUUUUGCAGCCCCGUUUCACACGCACACACACACGCACGAAUCACACCUGUUUACCUCUUUUAUGUGAGUGUGUGUGUGUAGUGCAACUCUCUCUCCCAACCACAACAGAGUGUAGAACACGGGCAAUUAGUGUCCUGGCGCACGCAAGGCCAUUCUCGGUACGGGAGACACACUGCGGUACGACGAGCAGAAGACGCUAUCGCAUUCAUGCAUUAUUAUGUUGCAAAACACAUUUUUAUUUCAACUGUGUCAAGAAAGGGUGAAUUGUUUUUAUUUUAGGAUUCUUAACACAAAAUUAACAAGCAAUUUAUUCGCUGAAAUAAUGGCGGCGGCAGCACAACGUUACAAGCGGGGCAACGGGCCCAAAACGGGGAUUGUUAUGUUGUACAGCGUUCUAACUAUCGAAGCAAUUAGUAUCGGCGUGUUUGUGUGCCUCCUUGCUGCAUCGGCGCGGCGGUACAUUAGAUGCGAUGUGGUUGAUGGAGCUAGCGAUCGUGUUUGUGGGUAGCUGGCGCAGCAUGGUGUAAACCACCAUGAAACCAUUGGGGAACAAUCAUUGCAACAACAACAAAAAAAGGACAAAUAAGACAGAACUGUGAGUUUGGGAAGGUGAGGGCGAGAACUGUUUGAAGGAGAGCUGCCGUUGUUCGGUUACCGUGUGUGUGUCGGUUGACCCAUUCAAAAGCUAGACGCAUGAUGGCGGUGGAAUGGAGCUGGGUGAGCGAGCUCGGUUCGAUGUAGCUGUGGUGUCGUGUUUCUUUAUUAAUCGCAAUUUGUUACAUUUCAAUAUGUUGUAAAUAUGAAUUCAAAUCAGAACAAUAUUUAAUCGUGUACGGUUCAUAGACGGCGACGGUGUGGAGAAGAACGAGCAAAGUCAGUGCAAAAAAGAAAAAAACCCGACCUGCGACUGCGAACAAUAACAGACAGAAAAGAAUUAAACAAUAUUAA